Messenger RNA from Pseudovirgaria hyperparasitica, 990 nucleotides. RefSeq names its product kinase-like protein. The record is from RefSeq and is a predicted model, not a curated record. The transcript has 8 exons. NCBI's taxonomy places the organism in Eukaryota, Fungi, Ascomycota, Dothideomycetes, Acrospermales, Acrospermaceae. Gene Ontology annotation, biological process: spliceosomal complex assembly; protein phosphorylation; regulation of mRNA processing. The coding region runs from base 1 to 990 and encodes 329 amino acids. Gene Ontology annotation, molecular function: protein kinase activity; ATP binding.
AUGGUCAAAAACAACCCCUGUAUUCGUCAUUUCUCCAGAACGCUGAUCGACCGCUUGCAGUUGUUUGAGGAGGAGCGACUUCCCUGGUAUCGCGCGGACCAAUUCUAUCCCGUGCAUACAGGAGAGACAUUCUUCUCCAAGUACAAGGUUGUGGGCAAGCUUGGAUACGGUCCUACUGUUUGGCUCUGCCGAGAUAUGAGCAGAGAUUCUGGCUUUGUAGCUCUUAAAGUCUGUACCCGGGAUAAUAUUGGGUCUUUGCGAAAUGAUCGAGACCUGAAAAUUUACGAGCAUCUGGAAAAGCACUCAUGUCUCAUUCAGCCUCCAAUGCAUAUGACUAUCCGGGAGCUUCAGUGCUGCAAUCCAUCGAAGCGGCUUAACGAGCAGAUUUUAAACUGGACUCUUUUCAACCUGCUUAGGGGGCUCACUUUCCUUCACGAUGAAGUGAGAGUGGUUCACACCGACAAUAAUCCCUCGAACAUCAUACUAAGCAUUGAGGAUGAAUCUCUACUCCCAGAAUUCGAACGAGCGGAAGCCGAAGAACCAUCACCAAUGAAAGUGAUCGAUGAAUUUCGGACGAUCUAUGGUUCUCGAAGAUUUAGUCUUCCGAAAGACUCACGUUGGGGCCAGCCGGUCCUGUGUGACUUUGAAGAAGCGCGGAUUGGCCAGACCCAUAAGGUUUUGUUCAAUAUGGAAUGGAGUUGUAGUGUUGACAUCUGGAAUCUAGCUGUUUUGCUCAAAGACGUGUCGGCAACACACCAUGUUGCUGCGAUGCUGGGGUACCUUGGAAGCCCCCCUUUCCAGUAUCUCGGUCGGAGCGAAGUCACAAAUAAUGUCUUUGAUGAGAAAGGUCACUGGAAAGGUGCGGGAGAUGUCACAGUGCCAGAAAUGUCUCUUGAGCGAGCUGAGAUUAUCUUGGAAGUGAAUAGAAAAGGCAGUAAUGCACAUGCAACGCAGACGCGUAUCUGCAUGCACGUCAUCCUACACACAUGA